Molecule: messenger RNA, 1551 nt
Organism: Sinocyclocheilus rhinocerous
Lineage: Eukaryota; Metazoa; Chordata; Actinopteri; Cypriniformes; Cyprinidae
Product: transmembrane emp24 domain-containing protein 3-like
Exons: 3
Coding region: 135-758 (207 amino acids)
Source: RefSeq, a predicted model, not a curated record
UGCCACGUCAGUGGUGUGUUUAGCUUUCAAGCUGUCAAGUGCCUGAAAAAGUUCAGCAGUUCAGCUAUAACUCAAUGGAGGAGGCUUUCUAUGCAUUUUAAAGAAUAAAUUAAGUUUUCUUCCACGUAAACACUAUGAGAUACCCUUUUCUUUUAAUUUUGGCUGUGUACAUAGCCUUUGCAAAUGCCACCGAAUUAACUUUUGAAUUGCCCGAUAACGAGAAACAAUGCUUUUACGAGGACCUAGAGCAAGGAGCAAAGUUUGAUAUAGACUUUCAGGUUAUUGCUGGAGGAAACUAUGAUGUUGACUGUUUUGUGACAGAUCCACUGAAUAAUAUGCUGUAUCAGGAACGAAAAAAGCAAUAUGACAGCUUUUCCCAUACAACAACCAUGAAGGGAGUGUACAAGGUCUGCUUUAGCAACGAGUUUUCAACCUUCUCUCACAAAACUGUUUACCUGGACUUCAGAACUGGAGAGGAUGACAGAUUAAUGCCUGACAUGAACGGAGCGACAGCUCUCACACAGAUGGAGUCAGCCUGCCUGUCUAUCCAUGAGAUCCUGAAAGUGGUUUCAGAUUCUCAGACUUGGUACCGUCUUCGGGAGGCUCAGGACAGAAUCAGGGCUGAAGACCUGAAUGAACGCAUGCAUUUUUGGUCCAUUGGGGAGACCAUCAUCCUGUUUGUGGUCUGUAUUGGCCAGGUGCUUAUGCUUAAGAGCUUCUUCAGUGAGAAGAAAGCCAAUGUUGCCACCAGCACAUAGACCUAGUUUUCUAGUCUGCCGCCUUCUCUCCAUUAAUUAGUCUGAUCCCCUUAAAACAACCUUGACUGAUGCCUACAACCAACCAAAAAUUACAUCUGUGUAAAAAAAAUGCCUUAAAUAUGGAAUAAUGUACUAAAAGCUAUGCAAGAGUUCAUUAUUUUAUGUAGUAUAUUCAAAUUGGCUUCUAUGUGCAUUAUUCACUAUAUCAGUAAUGGAAAUUGACCUGCUGCACCAUUAUGUUACCACAUCUUAAAGUUUUUUGUUUUUACCAGUGGUGUUUUGUUAAAUUUUUUACAUUGUCCACUUUAAGUGUGUGCACUUGUCAACUUUAAAUGCAUAUGUCUUAACAUAUACUUUAUAUAGAAAAGAAAGAAUAGUUUUGGUGGUUUGUGUUUGGGUAAUUAUGGCAAUAUGAUAAUGAAUGCCUGUGUUGAACCUCUAGUUUUCUGUUUAGCAAAGCCCUUUUUGUUUAUCUCACAUUCAAAAGGGAAAAAUCCAUGGUGAAUAAUUUAUAUAUGUAGCUCUGGCAAAAUAUGAAAUGCUUGUUAAAAUUCAUUAUUUUCUAACCCCUUAAUUAUUAUCCUGUCUAAUUGUAAGUGCCAACCGCACACACCACUGCUGAUUUUUUCCCCAACUCUAAGUUACUUUGGGGAUAUGGAACAAGGGCUUGCACUUUUUUUUGGACUGUAACUGAAACAUCAACUUAACGUGCAAUUCAAAAGCUAUUUUAUAAACGUAUUACAUAUUUUUCGGAUAUUUGUUACAAACAAAUCUCAUUUUGUAUACCUCAGCC